AUGAUUACCGAGACAAUUCAUGGUGAUCGCGACGAUGGACAUGUCUACGCAGUCGUCAUUCUCAUCCUCCUCGUCAUGUCCGGCUUGGUCCAUUCGAGUCUCAGUGGCGCCACUCCUGGCCACGGUGCUGACUCGAAUCUCAAGCCCAGGUCCGUCUCGUCUUCACCCUCAUUCUUGGCAUCAACGUCGCCAUCAUUGCCAUCAUCGCUGCAGCUGCCUCCGUCCGCAGAGUCCGCCGUCACAGCAGCAGCAGCAGUGGCCAAUGGAGUCGGCUCGAUUGGCAACGCGGCAACGAGCUCGACGACGCCAAAGAAGGCCGCAUUCACCGGGUUUCGCCAGUCGCGCCCCAUGAACGAAGGCCUCGCCAUGCUCAAUCCGUACCUGACCACCGAUGUCGAGGACCGCGAGGAGGACAAGCGCCUGAACUUUCUUCAGAGAAUGAUCAUCUCCCCAAAUCCGUCCGAUCUGCGACUGCAGAUUUUGCACCGGUUGCCAGAGCAGUGGGGCGUGGAUGUCAAGCGCGUUGCACAUUUGGAAAUGACCACCUGGUACAAUCCGCUCAGUAUUCUGUCCACGCUGGUCAACGUGCUGGUCACAUUGGCGAUUGGCGAGCGCACGGAUACACGGCCACUCUACGCACUCAUGGACACGGUCGACACUUUGACCCAAGAGCUGCAUGGGCUCAAGUCCGGUUCUGGCUUUGCGACUCCCCAUCCUGCCACGCCCACGUCGACGGCCGCUGCCAUUGGUGCGUCGGUCUCAGCCCUGGUCAUGUCGUCUCCGAUCGCCAGCCCCUCCACGCAUCAUACUUCCUCCAGCAACGAGCAUUCAGCGAGCGGUGCCUAUGCGUCCAAGCGUCCGGCAAGUGUCGACACCACCGCGCCACCCACGCCGUCCAUGCUGCCUCCUGGUCGCGACUUUAAACCGUGGCAUUCGUACGACAGCCACGGCCAAUCCGUCUUCACUCUUGAUUUCGUCGCCGACACGGGCGACGGCUGGAAUUCCACCUUCACCAUCGCGACCCUGCUGGCCCAGCCUCGCCUCGACGUAUUGGAUCCGAAGCACGGCGAAUACAUCUGUCUUGAGCGCGGCAAAGUGCUCGUUCUUGGUGGCGAUUUGUGCUAUCCCGACCCGUCCCCUCAAAACUACAAGAGCCGGUUUGUCGAGCCGUUCAGACAUGCGCUUUGGCCAGAAAAGGACUUUCGUUCUGGAUUUGACAUUGAGCGGCGACACAUCACCUCCUCCACGCAUCCGCAUGCUUUUGCCAUCCCCGGAAAUCACGAUUGGUUGGACGGCCUGGUCGCCUUCCGUCGUGUCAUGUGCAGCGGGCAUCGACUCGGAGGUUGGGUCUUGCCACAACGCCGCAGCUACUUUGCGCUCCAACUUCCUGAUGGCUGGUGGUUGUUUGGCAUUGACGAUCAGCUGACCUACGAUAUCGACGACGGCCAAUUCCGUUACUUCCGAAACGUGGCUGCUCACAUGGCGCCAACCGACCGUGUAAUUGUGGCAAUGCACCGUCCGUUUUGGAUUUUGGAUGGACACCCACGCGAAGUCUUGUCGGUCUUGUUCGACAAGGCGUUGGGUGACAAGCUCAAGUUAAUCCUGGCCGGAGAUUUGCACUUUUACAGUCGACACGAGCGUCAGGAUGGCAAGAUCAAUAUGAUUGUUGCAGGGGGUGGAGGCGCCUUUUUGCAUCCUACCCACAUGCUCGAGAAAACCGUGGCAGUGGAAAAUACUUGCUCAUUCCACAGCAAGUACGACUUGCGAAAUGUCUUUCCGUCGGCCGCCAUUUCGCGCAAACUUCGCCUUCAAGGCCUGCUGUUUUUGCCCAAGAACUAUUCUUUCGGGCUCGUGACGGCUGUUUUAUACCUUUUCAUGGUUGGUUUCUUGCCAUGGACGCUGUGGGAGCCGCCGCACGUCCCAGCAUCCGCCAAAGAACCUUCCGUUUCCUCGCAGCUGCCUCUACACAUGCCGUUUUCUUCACCGUUCACGUUCUUUACCUUCUUGCUACAAGGCAUUUUGUGGUCGUCACUUUCUUUUUCGCUUUUUCUCGUGCUCUGGGGUGGCCUGUCGUUCUUUGUGGACGUUGGCCAUCGAUCUCGGUUCUGGUCGGUGCUCAUCGGCCUUUUGCAUGUAUCGGUGCAUCUCUUCCUGGCCGGCGUGGGCCACUUUUACGCCUUCCAGUUUCUCAUCCAUCGCGAUCCAGUUGUUGGCGCGGCAGCCAAUGGCGGCGCGUCGACGUUUGCCGAUUCGGCCGAAGCCAAUCCGAAUGAAGCCUUGCGGGCUGUCUUUUCAACCUUGGCAGACGUGAAGAGCUUGUCUCAAGCCGAUCUCGAGUCGCUGUACCUGCAGCUCAGCACGUCUCUGAACGGCGCCGCUGCUGGCGCGCUAGGAGCUGUUCUGACGUCGUUCCGCGAGGCCUACGAGGCAACUGAUCAGCAGCUCGAGAUGCACACCACCUCCCUGUUGUACAAUAACGUGCCAAUUCUGAGGACGCUGUUUGCGCGCGCUUUUGUCUGGAUUGCCGGGAUGAUCUUCGGCCCGAUCGUCCUUGGUCUGUACAUGACAGCUGCGUCCUGGUGGUUUGACCGCCACAAUGACGACUUGUUCGCUGCAACGCGCGUCGAAGACUACAAGAGCUUUGUUCGCAUGAGGAUUGACACCAUCAACCACACGUUGACUGUCUUUGGCAUUGGCGUCGAUAAAGUCAAGCGUGAAUGGCCUGCUCUGCGCGGUCGCGGAAAGCUGGAUGAAACUACCUCCCGCUCCUCCAAUCCGCUGUGGUACACCCCGCAGCCAGUUGAUUGUCAUGUGGUUGACCAGUUGACAAUCCGCAAAUUUGACAACUGAAAACGCUGUGUUCCAGAAUUCCACGAGAUUAAAUUGCAAAGCUCACAUUGACAACCCGUGCACACACCCAAAUGCUC
Messenger RNA from Capsaspora owczarzaki ATCC 30864, 2927 nucleotides. RefSeq lists its product as hypothetical. The record is from RefSeq and is a predicted model, not a curated record. The coding region runs from base 1 to 2850 and encodes 949 amino acids. The transcript has 7 exons. Lineage: Eukaryota; Filasterea; Ministeriida; Capsasporidae.